UACCAGAGAACCAAGCAUCCACCAACAACCCCCUUCGUAUCCUUUGGAUCUACGCGGAGGAGACAUGAAGGCCAGCUCCGGAGCAUUGCUCGCCGUCAUGGCGGUGGCGGCGGUGGCCACGACGGCGCUGGCGAUCGACUACAAGGUCGACGACUCCCUCGGCUGGGACACGUACGUCGACUACGACAAGUGGACCGCCGACAAAAUCUUCAUGGUCGGCGACACCAUAACGUUCGAGUACGAGCCGUACCACAACGUGCUGGAGGUGACGGAGGCGGACUACGGCAGCUGCGCCACGGGCAGCCCCAUCUCCACCCACUCCGGCGGCAAGACCACCUUCGAACUCGGUGAGACCAGCACGCGCUACUUCAUCUGCGGCAUCCCCCGCCACUGCACCAACGGCACAAUGCACCUCAAGAUCAGCACCGUGCCGUACGACGCCGCCACCGCCGCCAAAAUGGAAGAAGCAGCGGCCACAGCCGCUCCUUCUCCGGCCUCGCUCCCCUCCCCUCCCGCUGACACCUACGCGGACGCCAAGACCGCGCCGGCGGGCGCCCCGACCACCUCCACGCCUGCGUCCGCGUCCGCGUCCGCUCCGCGGUAUCAGCAUCCGGCGGCGGCCUUGGCCGGGCUUGCGAUCGCUGCUCUUGUGGCCAUUGCCGCGUAAGUUGACGAUGAAGCAACAAACGGACGUACACAAGGUGUCUGAGUAUUCGUUUCGAGGCGUGGUUAACUAUUCGUUGUACCAAAAGGCUUUUUCUUUCUUUCUUGUUUAAACUUUAUUUACUGGUGUUAAUUCCUUGUAUUUGAUGUGUGGAUACAGCUCCCUACUACGUAACUCCAUUUUGAAGCAGAUUUUCGUAAUAUGCUACUAGCUUUAUACUUUUGGGCGAGCAAAAUUUUUUUGCGAGCAAUUUGAUACUGCAUUUUGAUCAG
Molecule: messenger RNA, 936 nt
Organism: Triticum dicoccoides
Lineage: Eukaryota; Viridiplantae; Streptophyta; Magnoliopsida; Poales; Poaceae
Product: blue copper protein-like
Exons: 2
Coding region: 65-667 (200 amino acids)
Cellular component (GO): plasma membrane
Molecular function (GO): electron transfer activity
Source: RefSeq, a predicted model, not a curated record